AGAUGCUCAUUGAAUGUUCUGUGAAAGUGACAAGGAAGAAGUAACAGAAAAUAAAGAUUAUGGAGGGAACUCCGGCGCAUUACCAAUUGAAAUGGAAUUCGUUUGGAAACCAUCUGCACGGCUGCGUCGCGUCAGCCGUGAACGGCGAUUGUUUUACCGAUGUCAUCCUGCUGACGAUAGACGGUCGUCAGCUAUUCGCGCAUCGGUUCAUCCUCUCCGCGUGCAGCCAAUACUUUAAUCAAGUGCUUAAGAUGCAGGCAAGGAUAUCAUCGUUGGCUCCGCUGAUCAUCAUUCUUCCGCCGGACAUAAAUUACAGAACCAUGAAGGUUUUGAUACAGUACAUGUAUUGUGGAGAGGCGACAGUCUCCACUGAAAUAUUGAAUAACGUUCUGACCGGUGGAGAUCUGCUGAAGAUAAAAGGUCUUUAUCGUCCCCGAACCGAAGAAUAUGAUGUGAAGAAAACGUUGACUAGUUGUCAUUUGAGCAGCAACAGCAACACUUCGACGCCCGUAUCGAUCCAAAUCCCAGAUCUGUCCAAGGAGAACAAAGAGAAUAUCGUGGAGAAUUUCGAGUUUCCCAGGGAAAUACCGAUGUUUGACAAAGAGGAGAAGGAUGAGAUGGAGGAGAAGGAAGACAAAAUGGAAAUGGAAGAUAAAGAUGAAGUUGAAGAUAAAGAAGAGAAGAUAGAGAAAGAGGAUAAAGUGGAGAAGGAAGAUAAAGUAGAAAAUAAUGGUAAUGAGCAGAAGGAAGUGAAUGCAGAGAAGGAAUUGGUAGUGGAGAAAGAGGAUAGAACUGUGAAGAUGGAUGAAAUUAGGAUUGCGGAUUUCGCAUUGAUGGAUGAUAAAGUUGAUGAUCAAAAGAAUGGUGAAGGUGAGAAGGUCAACAAGGAUAUUAAAGAUGCGACGAAGGAUUUAAUGCAGAUUCUAGUGAUCAAAGAGGAGCCGGUCGAAUGGACGGAACUGCCACAAGAGGAAAUGGAAAUACUGAAGGAUGACAUCUUUAAGUCUGGUAUGCUGAUCAAGCCUGAGAUACAGAUCGAGGAUGUUCCCGUAGAAACGGAGAACCUGUACUCUCCAUUAACCUGCGAACUUUGUUCCGAGGUCUUCACGAUACCUGCUGAUUGGGUGAAGCACGUGCAGACGCACACCGAUAUGAUGCCAGCGAAGCGACAAAAACGCGGACGUCCUGAAGAAGACACCGGCAACUUUCCACCUUUACAAUGCGACAUGUGUCAGCUGUACUUCCCGACUCCUGCCAGAUGGGUGCACCACAUCCAAUCGGAGCACACCGAGCAGGAGAUGAGGGAAUCGAACUGCAGCAGCAACGCAUCGUUGGAUCACUCGAUUCGACCCCUCCGCUCUUCCAGCGUCGCCAAAUGCUCCGGCCCCUAUUCCCAGAAGGUCUGUCCGAUCUGCGACAAGAAGUUCCCAUCCCAUGCUUCCAUGAUGAUCCACAGGAGGACGCACACCGGCGAAAGGCCGUACAACUGCAAUUACUGCAGCAAAGGAUUCAACGUUAAAAGCAAUUUGCUCAGGCAUCUGAGAACUUUACACGACAAGUACGUGAAUCCCACGGACGUCGACUCCAGGGAAGACAGUUCCGGGGACAUGUAAAAAUGCACUCUUCUGCGUGCAUCGAAAUCUUUAUCACCUCGAUGGAACAGGGGCGACAAUCUACAAAUAUUUAUAUAUAUAGAAACCGUCAUGUUUACGCAAACUGAUACCAUUUCAAAUGUUUAAUACCAAUUUAAUAAUAAUAAUAAUAUUCUAUUUUUAUGCUUGUUGUUGGAGAAAACCUAUUUUCUAUAUUAACAUAGUUAUUAAUAAUCUAACAAUUUUGG
Messenger RNA from Nicrophorus vespilloides, 1840 nucleotides. RefSeq names its product zinc finger protein 436-like. Gene Ontology annotation, biological process: regulation of transcription by RNA polymerase II. Gene Ontology annotation, molecular function: protein binding. The record is from RefSeq and is a predicted model, not a curated record. Lineage: Eukaryota; Metazoa; Arthropoda; Insecta; Coleoptera; Silphidae. The transcript has 3 exons. Gene Ontology annotation, cellular component: nucleus. The coding region runs from base 60 to 1613 and encodes 517 amino acids.